Messenger RNA from Phascolarctos cinereus (koala), 3355 nucleotides. RefSeq names its product interleukin 27 (gene IL27). Gene Ontology annotation, molecular function: interleukin-27 receptor binding. Gene Ontology annotation, biological process: regulation of T cell proliferation; regulation of T-helper 1 cell differentiation. The record is from RefSeq and is a predicted model, not a curated record. NCBI's taxonomy places the organism in Eukaryota, Metazoa, Chordata, Mammalia, Diprotodontia, Phascolarctidae.
CUCCGCUGACCCUGCCCUGGGCCCAACCAUAACAAUAAUAAUAAUAAUAACAACUAUAGCUUAUGUUUGCUCCUCAUAGAAACCAUAUGAGGCAGGACAAGGAACGUCUCUGUUUUACAGAUAAGACUGAGAGUCAGAGAGUCUAUGAGCUGGUCAGGGUCUCACAAGAGUAAGUAGUCAGCAGGAAGUUGAACUGGAAUUUUUUGGCCACAAGUUCAGUGUCUUUCCCAAGACCCCAUCAGCUGUAAAGAUAUGGAACCCCCUCCUCAGCUCCAUACCUCUCAAGGACCCAGAAUGGGCUCUUAUCUCCCUAGGUGAUUCAGGGGAACCCAUUCCUGGCUCCUGGUUUUUCUUUGUGCCGCAGGGUGAGUUGUGGGGAGAUACCCUUUCUAUCUUCAAGGUGAUGGGUAGAUGAAAGAGCCUUGUCGCCUGGGAGCCAACUCCAUAGAGGUUAGGGAUUUCUGUCUCCCAGUAGUAGCAGGAUUUUCAGGCACCCAUGGGAACCCAGAAAGAGAGCCUCUCUUGUCUUCAUGGUGAGCUCCUUAGGACACAAUUGUAAAGCCCCUCCUACCCCAAGGGAAAAGAAAUGUGGGGCCGUGUAAGGGAGAGGGGGGCCUGGAUUUGAUUUCUCUGCUCAGGACACAGCCACUUGUUAACUAAAGCAGUCCAAGAGUUCACAUUUUUUAAAACUGUAUUGAGGAGGAAAGGAAGUAAGAUGCCUAGCAGAACAAAAUUUUGGAAGAACCAAAAUACCCGGAAGUGAAAAAUGUCCAGCUAAGUUCUAGCUGCUGUGACCUUUCCUUUGCCUACUAAGGAGGAUCAGGUCAUGUGGUCUAUAAGAAGGAUAGCUAGUUCAUUCUGGAAGUGAAGCCUAGCAUCCCCCUUGUGCUGGCCACUUUGCUGAACCCAACUUCCAUCUACUUUCUUCCUUCUUUAUACCUCUACACCCUUCUUAAUCAUUCAGUGACCCCCAUCUCUGAUCCUCCAACUGCUUCCCCUGACACAUUUCUUUAAAAAAAAAUGAAUUCUUAGGAAAAAGAAAUGAAGUCCUUUCUCCAAAUAGCAUCUUAUUAUGGAGGUGACGUGGGAAGGAUCAUACACCCUUCAGACAGCCCUGGGUCUCUCUUCCUUCAGGGCCAUUGAUUCCUGGAAGCCCUUAGCUCUCCCUCCAGAGUGACUGGGUUCCUGGGGAAAAAAUUGGUAUUUCCCUGGCCUGGAGAGCCAACUCUAGUAGGGCCCAUGCAAAAGGACUGUAGGAGGGGAGGAUGGGGAAGCCCCCUCUGGUUUCUUUCUCACUGCCAGGGACCUAGCUGGGAAAUCCCACAGGCUGUAAAUGGAAAGUGGCAGCAAUUGCCGUUGGGAAGAAUAAGAAACCCCCAAUACUGCCUCACCUCCCAAAGAUGGGAAAUCCAGGGGAAGAGAAGGACAGGAAGCUGAAGGCAAUCCUAGGAUCUUAAUGGUCUGGCAAGCCUAAGGACUGUAAGGAUCAUUACCAGUGAGGACAGUUUUCUCGUGUCCCAGCCACACUCCUAACUUAGGCCAUGAUAUGAAUCUUUAAUACCAGCCAUCAACUGAUGAAUGAAAGACAGAUUUUGUAAUCUCAUAGAUUUUCUUUUAAUCCCAGCCACAGACUAACCAGUCAUCUUUGUCAUAUAAUGACUCCAACUGUGGCCACAGAUUGACUCAAUUCUAGCCUCAAAUUGACCCCAAAUCCAACCACUGAUCCCUAACUUGACCAUAGACUCUGAUGCCAGCCAUGGAUUAAUUCCCUAACAUUAACCAUAACCUGAUACCCUAACCAAGCACAAGGUAUUAAAAUUCUAUAAUCUGAAAAAGAAUCAGAAUAAGUGUGACUCUUUCAGUGCAACUUGUUCCCUCCCACUCUUGGUGGGGGAAAGCCCUCAAAACUAUUUUUCUUGUGGCUGCCUGGUCAAUGUCAUUUAAUGGGAGAGACAGCCUCAUUCUAGAAAUGUGCAAGAAAUGGGCAGGUAAUUUAUGUCUGCAGGAAAAACAGAUGGACACACCAUACUGCUAAUGCAGUGAAUGUUCUGUAAAUAGUCUGAACUGUUAAAAAUUCAGAGGAUGAGAUGAUCCGAGAAUCAAACUGGAGAUGGUAAAUGGCAAAGAGGAAGAGCCGAGACCCAGCUACCUAAGGAGGAAGCCAGUCCAUUAUCCCAACCCCUCUGUUGCCAAAAAAACUCCGGCCCCCCUGACUAUGGGAAGGGAAAUUACAUUUCCCCAUUUCAGAGGAGAUCGAGAGCAAAGCCGAAAGUGUAAGUAGUAGGGAAACUGAAAGUGGGGGCUGGCCCCCCCGUAUAAGAACCCCAAGAAGGGGGAUGGCUGGUAAGAAAGACAUUGCCAGAAGAUGAGAGACAGGAGCUGGCGAUUUAAUCUCUUGCUGCUCUCCUUGCUCGUGAGCAAAGCUGUCAUCUGGGGAGUCCCAUGGCCUCGAGGGCAACCUCCACAUGGUUUGCUGGACAUGAGGAGUGAGUUCAAGAUCAGCCUGAGGCUUGCCAGAAAGCUGCUUUCAGAGAUCCGGGGUAUUGCCCACCUCUUUGCAGAUACACAUCUGGUUGGGGUGUCCUUGGACUUCCUACCCCUGAGGGAACGGCUUCCCAAUGUUACCAUGACAUUCAAGACCUGGCUUCAACUUUCAGACCCAGAUCGACUUUACUCCCUUUCCAGACUUCUGGGCCACUUCCAGGAUCCUCUAGGAGAACUAGAGAGCCACCAGGGCUGGCAGGGUUCCCUGAGGAAACGUCUGUGGAUCGCUCAGAUGGACCUUAGAGACCUGCAGUCUCAUGUCCAUUUCCAGCUGAAGGCUACAGGAUUCAGUCCUCUGGAGACUAAGGAAACACUGGGUCCGGAGGAGAGGGCCUUUGGAAGACUUCCUCUCACUUCGCACCAGUUCUCCUGGCCACAGCUCCUGAGCACCUACCAGCUUCUACGAUCCCUGGAGCUAGUCCUUGCCCGAGCUGUCCGAGAUUUCCUUCUGCUCUCAAAGGGGAUUGCUCACACACAGUCCCUGACUACUUAAGAAGUACAGUCUUCAACCAAGGCGUGAUGACCUUCUACUCCCUGUAUCACCUUCCAGGAUUGUUUCCCUCCCUCCCUUACAUUUGGUUUCCAACCUGAGGCCAAACUUCCUGCCCUGAGCCAUUUGGGAAGGAGAGAUCCCAGAUUUUAGUCCAAUUACCCAUCCCCUGCCAGUGGUACCAUCUCUGGUUAAGAGACUGGCAUGUGCCCCUUUGGGUUCUUUCCCACCUCACGUGCUAAGCCCAUUCCCAUCCCAUAAUUUAAGAGCCCUUCAAGUUCAGGGAAGAUAUUUAUUUCUUGGAUAUUUAUUUAUUUUUCA